CAUGACUUACUUCAUCACGACGACCCACUGCCAUUUUUUUUUACACCAACUGAUGAACAUGAUACUGUACAACAACUCAAGACAUUGGAUGAGGAUGAUUGCUGAUCAUGAUGAAGCGUCGCGAUCUCUUUCAUUGACUUACUCACUCAAAUUCACUCACUACUUCUACUGA
Messenger RNA from Amoebophrya sp. A25, 172 nucleotides. Lineage: Eukaryota; Dinophyceae; Syndiniales; Amoebophryaceae. The record is from the annotation of a GenBank genome assembly.